CAGAAUUGCUAAUCAAAGCGGAAGAGAACUAGACUAAAUUCAUCAUAUUAAUACCACACUUAACCUUCCUCUUCUGAUUCACCUCGACCAGCUGUGUCACCUUUUCAUGAUGGAGAAAACUAGCUCCCUUGUUUCUGUUACAUUUCCAUUGUUGGUGCACUACUACUACUACUCUCUCAUGGCUUGCUUGGCUGUGACGGUGAGUACUAGUAGGACUGCAACCAUUGUCACCACUGAUCAAUCGGCUCUUCUUGCCCUGAAAUCCCACAUCACUAGCGAACCCUCGCAACAUUUUGGCCAACAAUUGGACCACCUCAACCUCCCAUUGCAAUUGGAUUGGUGUCCAUUGCAGCAUUCGCCACCACAGAGUUGCUGUCUUGAACCUUUCUUACAUGGGCCUAAGAGGCACCAUCCCUCCACACAUUGGAAACCUCUCCUUUCUAGCCUUACUAGACAUCAGAAACAACAGUUUCUAUGGUAAUGUCCCUGAAGAGAUUGGUCAUUUGCGUAGACUAGAAUACAUCAAUUUCUUUUCCAAUGACUUUACAGGAAACCUUCCUAAAGAAUUCGGCAAGCUUACUAGUCUAGAGUUUUUGGAUACGACAUGGAACCAACUUUCGGGCUCCAUACCUGCCCCCAUCUUCAAUAUAUCCUCACUGGAAACAAUUGCUUUCGCAAGUAAUAGUCUGUCGGGUAAUCUUCCGGCUGAUAUGUGCUAUCUUAUUCCAAAACUCUCUUGGCUUGAUCUGUCCUACAACCAGUUCGAUGGCCAAAUUCCUUCCACUUUAUAUGAUUGUUCCAAACUUCAGAUCUUUUCAUUGGCAUAUAAUAAAUUCAGUGGAGCAAUACCAAGAGAAAUUGGAAACUUAACCUUCCUGAAAGGGUUAUAUCUUGGUGCAAACAAUUUAAAAGGAAACAUUCCUAUAGAAAUUGGCAAGCUUGUUAAUCUGAAAGUUUUGGACAUGGGGUGGAACCGGCUUUCGGGCUCCAUACCAGCCUCCAUCUUCAACAUCUCCUCACUGGAAAGAAUUGGUUUAGACAAUAAUAGCCUGUCGGGUAAUCUUCCAACGAAUAUGUGCUACAGUCUUCCAAAACUCUACUGGCUUGGUUUGUCCUCUAACCAGUUCGAUGGCCAAAUUCCUUCACUUGAAUGCUCCGAACUUCAAACCCUGUUGUUGUCAAAUAACAAAUUCAAUGGAGAAAUACCAAGAGUGAUUGGGAAUUUAAUCUCCCUGAAAGAGUUAUAUCUUGGUAGAAACAACUUGACAGGUAAAAUUCCACAACAGCUGGGAAAUCUUCAGAAUUUAGAGAUAUUAGCAAUUGAGGAAGCUGGCCUCACUGGUACCAUACCAUCUUUUGUCUUUAACACUUCUUCUUUGAAAGAGAUUUAUCUCUAUAGCAACAACUUCACUGGUAGUCUGCCAUGGGGUAUGAGCUGGCAUCUUCCCAUGCUCGAGAAAGUUUAUCUUUACAGAAAUGAACUGUAUGGAAGCAUUCCAAGAGAAAUUGGAAACUCAACUUCACUAAUUCAAUUAUAUCUGAACGAGAAUAGUUUGACAGGUGCAAUUCCACGAGAGAUUGGAAACCUUUGCGAUUUGGAGCAUUUAAUUUUAGGUUUGAAUAACUUAAAAGGUCCAAUCCUGGAAACAAUUUUCAACAUGUCGAAACUACGGUUCCUUUCAUUGGUUAACAAUUAUCAUCUUUCAGGCAAACUUCCGUCAAGUAUUAGAUUACCCAAUCUUGAAGGAUUAUACCUUGCUGGAAAUAGCCUCAACGGAAUUAUCCCUCACUCUAUCUCAAAUCUUUCCAAACUCACUAUUUUAAGCCUUUCCAGCAACAAUUUCAGUCAUUCAAUUCCCAACUCACUUGGUAACUUGAGACAACUCGAAUUUCUAGACCUAGUAGGAAACAAUUUCAACAGCGAAUCUCCAAACCAAGAAUUAAGCUUUAUCACUGCCUUGACAAAUUGCAAACACUUGAGAAUAUUGUGGAUAGAUAACAAUCCUUUGAAUGGCAUCCUUCCAGUUUCCAUUGGGAAUUUUUCCACUUCGCUCCAAGAUAUCCGGGCAAGUUAUUGUGAAAUUAAGGGCAGCAUUCCCAACCAUAUUGGUAACUUGACCAAUUUAGCUUUCCUAUGUCUAAGUGGCAAUGGCUUCACUGGAUCUAUUCCAACGACAAUGAAAGAGUUGCAAAAGCUUCAAAUUUUAGAUCUUGGAAUUAACAGGAUACAAGGCCCCAUUCCAAAUAAUCUUUGCCACUUACACAACUUGGGUUUAUUAGCUCUGCAUGAAAAUGAACUUUUUGGUCCGAUUCCAACUUGCUUAGGGAAUAUUACAUCUCUAAGAGAACUUUUUCUGGGUUCCAACAAAUUAACUUCCACGGUGCCCAUAAAUUUGUUCAGCCUCAAAGAUAUUUUGUAUUUGAACUUGUCCUGA
Molecule: messenger RNA, 2435 nt
Organism: Cornus florida
Lineage: Eukaryota; Viridiplantae; Streptophyta; Magnoliopsida; Cornales; Cornaceae
Product: LRR receptor-like serine/threonine-protein kinase FLS2
Exons: 4
Coding region: 393-2435 (680 amino acids)
Biological process (GO): hormone-mediated signaling pathway
Cellular component (GO): plasma membrane
Molecular function (GO): protein binding
Source: RefSeq, a predicted model, not a curated record